GGCAAAACGUACCCCUUCGCUGCCUUAAUCCACGCGUCCUCGAAAAAAAAAGGAGGAGACGAACGGAACAGAGCGGCGACCACCAGGGAGCUCGGCGGCCACACCCAGAUUUGUGAACUGUCCGUCGAUCUGCAGGCCGAUUGAAGGUGGACCACCCUUUUUAAAAUUCCUAGACUCGGCUACCGUAGAGCGGAACUGUGCCCGCGCGAGAUGGGAAUGGAGGAGUCGGCGGGGGGCGCCGCGAGGCAGGCGAAGGAGUCGCUGGAGCUUGCGUUCCAGAUGUUCCAGAUCCUGGACACCGGCCUCGACCGCCACACCCUCUCGCUGCUCAUGGCGCUCUGCGACCGCGGCGCCAACCCGGAGGCUCUCGCCGCCCUUGUUCGCGAGCUGUCCUCCACCGCUCCCCCGUCCGCCGCUGCCCCCACCGCGCCCGCCUCCAACGCCGUGGCGGCACCGACCGCCCCCUCGCUGUUCCCCUCCAGCUUUCGGCAGCUCUAGGCUAGGGUUCGUGCCCUCGACCCCUUCUUCUUUUUCCUCAUGGAUGACACCUCUUGCCACUUGAUCGCGUUGUAUGUGUGUGCACUUAGGUCUUCCAUUCUGUAGGCUCAGGAUUAGUAAUGCAAGGGGAUCUGUGUCAAACUCGUCACAUUCUAGCAAAUGAUUUUCUCUUCUGUUGGCUGAAAUUGCUUCCUGGUUUGUAUCCUCAAUAUUGAUAAUGCAAUGGAGUCUGUCAAAUUCUGUUA
Molecule: messenger RNA, 743 nt
Organism: Triticum dicoccoides
Lineage: Eukaryota; Viridiplantae; Streptophyta; Magnoliopsida; Poales; Poaceae
Product: mitotic-spindle organizing protein 1A-like
Exons: 3
Coding region: 211-498 (95 amino acids)
Biological process (GO): mitotic spindle assembly; microtubule nucleation by interphase microtubule organizing center; gamma-tubulin complex localization
Cellular component (GO): gamma-tubulin ring complex; spindle; interphase microtubule organizing center
Source: RefSeq, a predicted model, not a curated record